Molecule: messenger RNA, 3514 nt
Organism: Rhodamnia argentea
Lineage: Eukaryota; Viridiplantae; Streptophyta; Magnoliopsida; Myrtales; Myrtaceae
Product: U-box domain-containing protein 43-like
Exons: 5
Coding region: 207-3308 (1033 amino acids)
Biological process (GO): protein ubiquitination
Molecular function (GO): ubiquitin-protein transferase activity; protein binding
Source: RefSeq, a predicted model, not a curated record
GCCGCAAUGGUUGAGAUGGCAAGUCUGCGCCAAGUCAAGCUUUGGACUCCUUCUUCCAUGGCCACGGCAACGCGGUCCUCCUCAUGACCCAUUCUCAGCACAAGACUGAGUGAGGCCUCCUCUAAAAGGCGAAUGAGAUUCCCGGCAAUGUCGACCGUUGACCAUCACCGCUCACUUCCUCCGCUGUCAGCCAUCCCCGCCUCCAGAUGACGCUAUCCGCCGCCGCCGCCGUGGAGUCCGUCCGCCGAUCGCUCGCCCGCCUCUCCUCCUCCGACCACAACCACCAGUUCGAGAACUCGAAGCGGUUCUGCGCCUUCGUCCCGCGGCUCCAGCUCCUCAUCGAUCAGCUCCUCCUCCCUUCGCCGUCACCGGAGAACCUCCCCGCGUCCGUGCAGACCUCCCUCCGGGGGAUCGCCGUCGAUCUGGAGAGCGCGGCCGAGACGGUGUUGGCGUACGUGAGCAAGAGCAAGGUCUUCGUGCUCAUCAAUUGCAAGUCGCUUUUAGCGUCAAUUCAGCAACGGACGGCGGCGAUUGGAGGAUGGCUCGCGUUGCUGGAGUCGGCUAUUCACGAAAAUCCUGAUCUCAAGAAAAAAAUUGCCGAUCUCUCCAGAGACAUGAAGCAGGCUGAAUUCAUAGUGACUGAGGAUGAGGAGAGAGUGCAUCUUAGUCUGCAGAAGGAAGGAGAAGGGAGAAGAGCAAGUAAAGCAGUGCAAAGUGCUAUAGUGAUGGAGCUAGCUAGAGCAUUAGGGAUGGAAGCACAUAAGUACACAGAAUUAUCUGCUCAAGUUAAGCUCCUGAAGAACGACUUAGUUCGCUCAAACUCAAUAACAGAGAGGCGGAUUCUGAUCUCUCUGGAGAAGAUUCUGACUAACUGGUCCAUGGAACCCAACAUUCAGACCGGCGGUAUGGAUCUCGAUUUUGAAGAAGGCGCACAAAUCUCGCCUUUCAAGAACUUCCUCUGUCCCUUGACUAAGGAAGUCAUGAAGGAUCCCGUGGUGCUGGAGUCAUCUCAGACGUAUGAGCGGGAGGCAAUCAAGUAUUGGUUCGAGCGGUGUAUAGACGAUGCCCGAGACGUGACUUGCCCUGUCACAGGUCAAGUGCUCAAGUCUUUAGAGCUUAAACCAAACAUCGGACUGGCUGGGGCAAUUGAGGAAUGGGUUAAUAGGAACAUAGAAAUCCAGGUCAAAUCAGCAGUGCAGUGUCUUAGCGAGGAACCUCUUAAGUUAGACGAGGUUGAGAGAGUACUGGACAGUAUAUAUAGGAUAGCAGAAGAUUAUCCCUCUAGCAGAUACAGAGUGAGGAAUGCUGGUCUCGUUCUUAUCAUCAUAAAGUUGCUUAGGAACUCUUCAAAGAGCAUCGGAACACACUUGAGAAGCAAAACUCUUCUUGCCUUGCUCGGCAUGGCAAAGGAUGAAGAAAGCAAGAAAAUAAUGCUUGAGGAGGGGAUGACUAGAUUGGCAAUACACAGUCUUACUGGGAGCUCUGAAAAGGAAAGAGAGCAUGCUAUUAAACUGUUGCGCGAGUUCUCAAAUGAUGAAGCUUAUUGCAAAAAGAUCGCGUUGGAGAAAGGGGCACUAGUUCUCCUCACCAGCUUGGCAGGAAAUCUUGAGCAUCCCACUUUAUCCAAUCUAGCAGUGGAGGUCUUAGCACGAAUUGAGACCAUUGAGGAGAACAUCCAAUAUUUAGCAGCAGCUGGAAGAUUUGAACCGCUACUGAGCCGGCUCUGUGAAGGGAGUGAUGAGGUCAGAAUAACGAUGGCAACCAUGUUGGGAAGCAUGACCAUGACAAGUAACAGCAAAUUGCUUGUUGCCAGACAAAGCGCUAAAAUACUUGUUCCAAUGUUGGCGAAGGAAGAAGGAAAGGCACCUAGCUUGCGGGCAUUGCAUAACCUAUCAAGCGUUGAUGAUAAUGCUAGCAUACUCGUUAAUUCUUCCAUGCUUCCAUCUCUUAUAUACAUCCUCUUCGAGGACCAGGAUGCUUCACUGGAACUGAAGGAAUUAGCAGCCUCAACAAUGGCUAAUGUAGUCUCGAAUCCUGGGCACUGGGAAUUAGCAUGUACUGACAAGAAAGGCCAUUUACUGCAGUCUAAACCAAUUAUCACGAAACUUUUGGGGCUCUUAUCUUCUGCCUCUUCUAAAUGCCAAGCUUCCGCACUUCGCAUUUUAUAUGGCAUGUCAUUGUCUCCACAGGCAUCAGAGUCUGUAGCUUCUUACAUAAUGGACGGCCAGGGACUCGAAAAGAUCAUAUUGUUUCUCGAUCAUGCAGAAGACGAACAGAGACUUCAUGCUUGCAAACUUACUAGACUGCUCUCUGAACGAUUUCAUCAAGAUUUAGCAAGUCGACUGAGAUCUUCCGACAAGAUUCCUCUGCUUAAAGAGAAGAUUUUAGAUAGAAAAACAAUUGAGAGUGAAAGGUCUGAUACAGCAUGCAUACUUGCUAAUCUUCCUCUAGCCGAAGAGGAUGUGACAACUCUCCUCGGAGCUAGUUUCUUGAGAUGGUCAGUCGAUACGAUAAAAAAUCAUCAGCAAAAGUCUAAGGGGAGAACUUUCAAAUCUCAGCCAAGCAUGGUCGAAGGACUUCUUGGCCUCUUACUUCAAUUUACCAGAUCCACUGACCCGGAGAUUCUAUCUGUGAUUAGAGAGUUGAGCCUGAUGAGCGUGUUCUGUGAGCAGCUUAACUUUCCUUCAAAACCCAGAAUGAAGCAACUCGCUGCCCUUGGAUUGAAGAAUCUGUCGGAAACUGGAAGGGUGGUUGCUGCUGGACACUUAGAACCACCGCCACCUCAGCGGUUGUGCUCUUCCUUGGUAUUCAUGUGUGGCUGUGUCCCUCCCGAACCUUCUCGAUGCCCCAUACACAACUCUCUGUGCGAAGAGCACGCUCAUUUGUGUUUGCUACAGUGCAACUGUAUCAAGCCUCUAGUUGAUCUCCUUGAUGACGAGGACACUGAUGUCCAAGUCGCUGCAGUGGAGGCGCUUUCCACUCUCAUUUUAGAAAGUUCCAGGAGUUUGAAGUGUGCUGUCGAGGAGUUUGAGAGGCAAGAUGCCGUUGAUGCUUUAAUUAACCUUUUCUCGGAAGUUCGAGCUGGUGAACUUCAGGAGAGGACGGCUUGGAUGAUAGAAAGGAUAAUUAGAGUGGAAAGCCAAUCCUCUCGCCACUCGCUCAAUCAGAACCUGGUUAGGGCCUUGAUAGAAGCCUUGAGGCAUGGGAAUGCUAACACAAAGAGGCAUGCUCAAGAUGCUCUUACCAAUCUAAAACAGAUAUCAGGAGUUAGUGGAAGUUCCUCGAGUCAGAUUCAGUUAAGAAGGUAGUUAUUUAGUGACGGAGCUUGUAUUUGGAUGCAAUGCAUUCUGUCUGUAGAUCUAGAAAUAGGUUCUUGUUGUACAGUAGGUAUUGCCAAAUUUGGCAUUCGAUGCUGUACUUAAUCAAUAAACGCUGCAAUGGUGAAGGCAAUACAAUUGUACCAACAGCAAGAUGUUCUAAUACAAGCGGUAGGUGUAAGUUAUGCACCAGUAAA